CGUGUCCCCAUUUACUGCAAAAGGUAAAACCCUUCUUCAUUGUAGUCAGCGCCCUCCAACAAACCCGAAACCCACAACACCACCGGCACCUACCCCCAUUCCAAUUUCACUUCACUUCAUCGAUCUUUGAAUCAAUUUCGAGAUACCCAAUUCAAAAAAGUGUCCAACACUUUCUUGUUUCAGUAACAAAAUCAAAUUCCCCCAACCCAUUUAGGGAAAAAGGUUAAAUAUCUGAUUAUUAGGGUAUCUUAUAACUUCCUGAAUCAAAUCAGAACAAGAUGGACGAACAAGAAGAAAGUAUUAAGAGAAGAAAAGAUGGGAACUUGAUCUGGAGGCCUGUAAAUUGGUUUAAAAAGUUGAGUGAUGAAUUAAGCUGGAGAUUUGUUUUGUCUGUGAUUAUUGUGUAUGGGAUUAAUCAGGGUAUAAGUAUAGGUUUGUAUCGUGUAAGUGUACAAUACUAUAUGAAAGAUGUGCUAAAGUUGCAACCUUCAGAAGCACAGUUUUACUCUGGGAUUAUUGGGAUACCUUGGAUUAUUAAGCCUCUUUGGGGUCUUAUGACUGAUAUUGUUCCGAUUUUUAGAUUAAGGAGACGCCCUUACUUCAUAUUUGCUGGUUUAGUUGGUUCAAUAGCCAUGCUAAUACCAGCUUUCAGCACAAACUUGCCAGCCGUAUGUGCUAUAUUGUCUUUUAUGACAGCGGGCGCAGGGGUCGCUAUAGCCGAUGUGACAAUUGAUGCUUGUGUGACAGAAAACAGUAUAAGCCAUCCUUCUCUUGCUGGUGACAUGCAAAGCUUGUGUGGAGUUAGUUCCUCAAUUGGACAACUGGUCGGGUUUGCAUUGAGUGGCGUUCUUGUUCAUAUAAUUGGACCCCAGGGUGUAUUUGGGGUAUUAAGUAUCCCUGCUGGACUGGUUAUUUUGGUUGGAUUGAUGUUGCAAGAACCGCUUGUCCACAGCUAUUCUCACAAGCGGGUAAGGCAAAAGUUUCUCGAUGCUAUAAAAACCAUGGUGACAGCCCUGAAAACGCCAGAAGUUUGGAGACCGUGUUUGUAUAUGUAUCUAUCACUUGCGUUAGGUGUGAGUAUUCAUGAAGGAAUGUUCUAUUGGUACACCGAUGCAAAAACGGGCCCAUCUUUCUCACAGGAGGUUAUCGGAUCCAUAUUCUCAGUGGGUGCAGUCGGGUCCCUUUUGGGUGUUCUUCUAUACCAAAACGUGUUCAGAAGCCACCCGUUUCGCGGUGUAUUAUUUUGGACCCAAUUGCUCUAUGGCGCUUCAAGUCUUCUCGAUUUAGCUUUGGUGUUACGGUUAAACUUAAAGCUCAACGUACCCGAUUACAUAUUCGUAGUAAUGGACGAAGGGGUUUCCAAAAUGAUCGGGCGUCUCCGAUGGAUGCCGCUUCUUGUUCUCAGCUCCAAACUAUGUCCCUCCGGAAUCGAAGGCACUUUCUUCGCUUUACUAAUGUCAAUCGAUCAUAUCGGGACGCUUACAUCAUCAUGGGCGGGAAGUGUUUUGCUUCAUGCCUUAAACGUCACAAGAACUCGGUUUGAUAGUUUAUGGGUUGCGAUUUUCAUUCGAAGUAUCGCGAGAAUUCUUCCGAUUGGGCUUUUGUUUUUAGUGCCCAGUAACGAUCCGAAUUCGACUAUUCUUCCAUCUGAAUUGCUGACGACAAAAAGGGGCGAUGAUGUAUUGGGAUCGGGAGAUUCGGAAAUGAUCUCGUUGGUUCAUAAUAGCAUGUGAUUGAUGGUGGAUUGCUUCCAUACAUUCAUAGUUUUGUAACUUGUGUACUUAUGUCUUUUAAGUUUAUAAAGUACACCCAUUUUCUUUAUUUCUUAAACUUCUUGUAGGAAUAUGAUCUUUUCUUCAACUAAAAUUAGUUUUUUUUUAA
Helianthus annuus (common sunflower) is the source of this 1881-nucleotide messenger RNA. Its product is annotated as probable folate-biopterin transporter 3. The coding region runs from base 279 to 1733 and encodes 484 amino acids. The record is from RefSeq and is a predicted model, not a curated record. Gene Ontology annotation, cellular component: membrane. Lineage: Eukaryota; Viridiplantae; Streptophyta; Magnoliopsida; Asterales; Asteraceae. The transcript has 5 exons.